Molecule: messenger RNA, 1591 nt
Organism: Ziziphus jujuba (common jujube)
Lineage: Eukaryota; Viridiplantae; Streptophyta; Magnoliopsida; Rosales; Rhamnaceae
Product: heptahelical transmembrane protein 1
Exons: 4
Coding region: 196-1293 (365 amino acids)
Biological process (GO): response to hormone
Cellular component (GO): membrane
Molecular function (GO): signaling receptor activity
Source: RefSeq, a predicted model, not a curated record
UGGUGCAGUUGAGAGACAACCUACAAACUACAAACUGGAAACUGUAUGUAUAUAUUGCUUAAUUGCACUAAAUAUCCUAUUCCUCUUCCAUACCCAUUCUACUUGAUAAAAUAAGUUCCUAUUUUUAUUUAUUAAUAACCACCAUUUCUCUUUCUCAAAGAGAAUCAGACCCCAAAUUACUACCAGUACACAAUAAUGAGUUUCAAUGAAGGAGCUGCUUGUAAGAGAAAAGUAGGCAAAGAAAUGGAGCAAACCCACUUCCAAAAUAACAAGCCCGAGGAAUAUCAGAGAGCAAAGAAGGGAAAACGGUACGCUCUGGUGUCGUUUUGGGAUUUGCCGGAGUACAUGAAGGAUAACGAGUUCAUACUCAAUUAUUACAGAGUUAAUUGGCCUCUCAAAGAAGCAUUCUUUAGCGCAUUAAAAUGGCACAAUGAAACCCUCAACGUUUGGACACAUUUUCUUGGGUUUGUUCUGUUUUUGGUAUUGACUGUGGCGAAUUUUAUGGAGGUGCCUCAUGUAGCGGAUCUCAUAGGUUUCUUUACCAGGUCUAUCCCCAUCACUGCAGAUACAAAUGUUUCCCAAGCCAUUCAAGACUACUAUACAGAGGCGACAAAGCUCAUAGAUUUGAAACAAGUAACGUCUACAGAAAUGAAUUUAGGAUCAGGAAACAAGGGUGUAGCCCAAUGGCCAUUUCUUGUUUUCUUAGGGGGUUCUAUGUUCUGCCUCUUAUCCAGCAGCAUUUGCCACCUCUUUUCGUGCCACUCACGCAACUUGAACAUCUUCCUUCUCCAAAUAGACUAUGUCGGAAUCACAAUUAUGAUCAUCACCUCCUUCUUUCCUCCAAUCUACUACAUUUUCCAAUGUGACUCAAACUGGCACUUUGCUUACCUUGGAGGGAUCACAGUAAUGGGUUUGUUCACAAUUGUCACACUGCUUUCCCCGAAGCUUUCUGCUGGGAAAUUCCGAGGAUUUCGAGCAAUGCUCUUCACAUCCAUGGGAUUGUUUGGCAUAGUUCCAGCAAUCCAUGCCCUGAUUGUGAACUGGGGCAAUCCCAAUAGGAAUAUUAUCCUAGUAUAUGAAUUGGCAAUGGCAUUCUUCUACUUAACAGGGGCUGGAUUUUAUGUUAGUAGAAUUCCGGAGAGAUUGAGGCCUGGUUGGUUUGAUUUAGCAGGGCAUAGUCAUCAAAUCUUUCAUGUUCUGGUGGUGAUGGGUGCAUUGGCACAUUAUGGUGCUACACUAUUGAUUUUAGAGUGGCGCAACAACUUUGGAUGUCAAAGGAUUAAUGUUCAGUGAUUUAUGGAACUGGUCUUUGUCACUUAAUUUUUUUUUUUUUUAAUUUUUUUCUUAAAUGUUUGAUUGGUAUAGAUAUAUAAUCAGCAUACAUAUACAUAUAUAUAUAUAUAUAUAUAUAUAUGGAUAGAUGGGGACAUACAAAUCAUUUGUUCAUGUUAUUACUAUAACCGUAUAAGGUGGUGGUGCUUUCUAAUAUUUAAAAUUAGAUAGUCCCAAAGUUCCAAUCGUGCAAAACUGUGAAAAGUUGAAACUGCUGUGAUUAUUUUAUUAUAUAUAAAGCUUACUGGGUUUGUGUGAA